Brassicogethes aeneus is the source of this 1052-nucleotide messenger RNA. NCBI's taxonomy places the organism in Eukaryota, Metazoa, Arthropoda, Insecta, Coleoptera, Nitidulidae. The record is from the annotation of a GenBank genome assembly.
AUGUCUGAUUCGCAAGAGUACGAAAGCAAAAUGGACAUAAACGCGUCCUCUACCUCGGCAUCUCCAAGAACACCCCCGAAUUGCGCGCGUUGUCGAAACCACCGCAAGAAAAUUGCCUUAAAGGGUCACAAACGAUACUGCAUGUAUCGCACUUGCAAAUGCGAAAAAUGCCUCUUGACCACAGAAAGACAGCGCGUCAUGGCCAUGCAGACAGCCCUCAGAAGGGCACAGGCCCAAGAUGAAGCUAUGCUUCGUACCGGUUCUAGUGACAUUGCGCUAGAGAAAAGCCCUUCACCUUCAAUUAACAACAUGGAAAGAAGCCUGGACUGCGAUUCUUCAGCAUCUUCACAAUGUUCUAACCCUCCGACAGGAGCCAUCAGGAAAAUUGUUCCCACCAUCGCUAUUCCGUCUACCACCACGGCAAACUUAGGCACUGUUGAUGUUAUACCGGGCAGAAGGGUGAAUGACAUACAGUCCGCGUUGCGAAGGGCGCAGAUACAGGACGAGGCGAUGAUCAGAAAGCGAACACACGAAAUAAUAGAUCUGAAGAAGUCACCGGUAAUAAAUGUUGAACGCAGUGUAGAUUGUGACUCGUCGGGUUCUUCGCCUUGUUCGAAUCCCGCUGGUCAUCCUGAGAAACUAAGAAAAUACCUUCCGCAUGUACCUUUGCCAUCGGCACCAUCCAGCGCUCUUUACGGCACAAUCGCACAUCAAAGUACGGAUUUGUUAGAAGAUUGUCAAAAAUUGUUGGAAAGGUUCAAGUAUCCUUGGGAGAUGAUGCCUUUGAUGUACGCGAUUUUAAAAGAUGCCCGAGCCGACCUGGAGGAGGCAUCCCGGCGGAUUGACGAAGGAAAACGAGUGGUGAACGAAUACUCGAGGAUGCACAAUUUAAAUAUGUACGACGGUGGAGAGCUUCGAAAUUCAACGCGUCAGUAUGGAUGAUUAAAAAAUUAAAUUUCACCCAAAAUUGUUGAUUUAGAUUGCUUUUAGUCUAUUGCUUUUUGCCUUUGCAUUAAAUUUAAUUUUAAGAAAAAUUUUGGGUGUUCAAUUCC